Molecule: messenger RNA, 1077 nt
Organism: Trichobilharzia szidati
Lineage: Eukaryota; Metazoa; Platyhelminthes; Trematoda; Strigeidida; Schistosomatidae
Source: the annotation of a GenBank genome assembly
AUGAGUCGUAAAACUAUACAACAAAGAGAAUUAGCCCGUAAAGCUAAAAUUGAUCCAUUGAAAAGUGAUCGUUAUAAAAUAAUUAGUCGAUUAGGUGAUGGUGGAUUCUGUGAAGUAUUUAAAGCAAAAGAUUUACACACAGGUAAAUCUGUAGCCAUCAAACGUGUUGAUCGUACAAAACCCACAUAUCAAAAGUAUUCAUCAAAAGAAGUUGAAAAAAAGAUUAAAAAAUUAAUGUAUCGUGAAGCGUCUAUUAUGCGUGCGCUAGAACAUCCAAAUCUUGUAAAAUUAUAUGAUCUUGUCGAUGAAAAUGAUCAAAUUUAUUUAGUUAUGGAAUUAGCUGAAGGUGGUGAAUUAUUUGAUAGAAUAAUUAAACGUGGAAAAUUUAGUGAACGUGAUGCAGCUGUUAUUAUAGCACAAAUGUUAUCCGGUGUACAAUAUAUGCAUGCAGCCGGUUAUGUACAUCGUGAUAUUAAACCAGAGAAUAUAUUGUUUGAAAAACCAACUGAUGAUUCUAAAUUACUAAUUACAGAUUUUGGUUUAUCUAGAGAAAUUCAACCAAAAAUGAUGACAAAUUGUGGUACAGUGGAUUAUUCAGCUCCAGAAUUACUUAAAAGUAAACUAACAAAAUCUGGUUAUGGUCCAGAAGUCGAUAAUUGGAGUAUUGGUGUUGUCUCGUAUAUCCUACUCUGUGGUUAUCCACCAUUUUAUUCAGUAAAUCAAGAUGACAAUGAGAUUAAAAAACAGAUCAUGUCAGGGACUUAUCAUUUUCAUCAUCCACACUGGGAUCAUAUAUCAAAAUCAGCUAAAAAUUUCAUCUCCUCUCUGCUGAAACCUGAUCCAGAAGAAAGAGCUACGCUGGAACAGUCGUUAGAUCAUCCAUGGAUACGCUUAGAAACAAGUUCUACACUAGAUAUUUAUCCAAUGAUAGAAUCAAAUAUGCGUGAUACACUAGCUCGUCAACGUUGGCGAUGUUUAGGCUUAGCCGCGAAUGCAGUCAAUUUAUUCACUAUGGCAAGUCAAUCAAUGGCUCAAAGAUGUUUUUCUUUGAAAGAGAUAAACACUGCCGAACAAUAA